This is a messenger RNA of Mycena indigotica, 741 nucleotides long. RefSeq lists its product as uncharacterized. The transcript has 2 exons. Bases 58 to 741 code for a protein of 227 amino acids. NCBI's taxonomy places the organism in Eukaryota, Fungi, Basidiomycota, Agaricomycetes, Agaricales, Mycenaceae. The record is from RefSeq and is a predicted model, not a curated record.
CUCGAAACCCCUUUGGCCACCUACUUAUGUGUUGUCGUGGGUCUUGCGUUGACCAUCAUGAGCAGCUCAUUCUGGGACGACAAGUCGGAAGAGACAUUCUACUAUUCGAGUUUCCCUCGGAUUCAGGGCCGCAUCCUGCGUGGGACGAUCAAGUAUCUUGAAGCUCUCGCAGACCAUGACAUUCUAGACGAACAAGUGUUGCGAGCUGCUGGAAUACCGGCUACUGCGACAGGCCAUGGGGAGAAAAUUCGACCAGCAAUAGAUGAAGCACUCCAUAUUCUUCGCAGCUGGGUCCGUGAACCCUCCGAGUCGGAAGGAUCGAUGUUUUCGCGUAUGUUUGGCGGCAAAGCCAGGCUGGGGGGCAAGUCUGUGGUAAUAGACAGCGAAUACCCCAUCUCAGAGAUGCUCAAUGCCCCCUUCUAUAUCGAAAAAGUCGCCGAAUUAGAGGGUUGUCCCGACAGUUUCGUGCAGCUGGGAUUGAUGGGUGUUUUCGUUGCUCUGGAAGUAAGCGAGGACAGACUGGGCGUGGACCACGAAGGGAGUAAGAUUAUUGUUGAUAUUUUGGACCGACUGGAGCCCUACACUGAUUGGGAGGGUUGUGGAGGUGGCGAUGUGGGCAGUGACGACUCGGAUGAAGAAGAGGGGGGGAACAAUCCCAAUCCACCACGAACGACAGCCCAACAACUCAGGGCGGUGUUUGCGGCUUGUGCUGCCAACCCCGAUAGCUCAAUAGUCGCUUAA